UCUCUUACUUUCGUUAUUCUCUCCAUUAGAAGUCAGCAAUGGGCAAUGAACAUCGACCUUCUUCAAUUUCCUGUCCCAAGCUUCCCAAAUUUCAUACCCAAUUAACCUAUUUAUCUCAUUUUCUGCUGUUUGUUACAGGUCUGUCCCUCGGAAUCACUCUUUGCACAUUUUCCCAAACCUUCUCCUUCUAUUUACAGCCUACUUUCCUAUCUCUUUCGCUGUCCUCCCGGGCUCCUUCUGUAACUUGUUGCAAUAGUUGCGAAUCGAGCGAUAAUAAGUCAUUAGUCAUACGCGAUAUGGAUGAGGAUGAUGAAGAAUUGUUUCGGAGGGCAUCGUUUGUGCCGAGGAUUGAAGAAUUUCGGCAUUAUCAUGUCCCUAAAGUUGCCUUCAUGUUCUUGACAAAGGGGCCUUUACCUUUGGCUCCAUUGUGGGAGAAGUUCUUUGGGGGAAGUGAAGGGCUUUACUCAAUUUAUGUUCACUCUCAUCCUUCAUAUAAUGAUUCAGUGCCCAUAAAUUCUGUUUUUUAUGGAAGAAGAAUUCCUAGCAAGCCGGUGGAAUGGGGAAAGGCAACAAUGAUGGAUGCAACAAGGCGUCUUCUAGCUAAUGCACUUCUUGAUUUCACCAACCAAAGAUUUGUAUUGCUAUCAGAAUCUUGCAUUCCUUUGUUCAACUUCACAACAACCUACAACUACCUCAUCAACACUAACGAAAGCUACAUCGACUCCGACGUUACUCCUAGCAAAGAGAGUCGUGGUCGAUACAAUCCUCAAAUGCUCCCCAUCAUCUCCAUUUCUCAAUGGCGCAAAGGCUCCCAAUGGUUUGAACUCAAUCGAAAACUUGCCAUUGAAGUCAUCUCAGAUACCAAAUAUUACCCUAUUUUUCGACAGCAUUGCACCGCACCAUGUUAUGUGGAUGAACAUUAUAUUCCUACACUUGUGAAUAUUUUGAAGCCUAAGGAAAAUUUAAAUAGAAGUAUUACUUGGGUUGAUUGGUCGAAGAGAGGUCCUCAUCCUGGAAGAUUCGGGAGACAAGAUGUUUCGGAUGAAUUUUUGAAUCAAAUAAGGUUUGGUAGCCAUUCUUGUACUUACAAUGGCAUCAACACUUCAGUAUGUUUUAUGUUUGCUAGAAAAUUUUUGCCAAAUACUUUGCAACCUUUGUUACAAAUGGUGCCAAUGUUGUUCUAUUUCAAUCAAUCUCUAACAUCAAUGUAAUAGAUUGGUUUAACUAAUUAAUUGUGAUAAUAAAUCUAAUGAGAGAACAAUUAUUUCCCA
Mangifera indica (mango) is the source of this 1271-nucleotide messenger RNA. RefSeq names its product glycosyltransferase BC10-like. Gene Ontology annotation, molecular function: glycosyltransferase activity. The transcript has 2 exons. Bases 39 to 1211 code for a protein of 390 amino acids. The record is from RefSeq and is a predicted model, not a curated record. Lineage: Eukaryota; Viridiplantae; Streptophyta; Magnoliopsida; Sapindales; Anacardiaceae. Gene Ontology annotation, cellular component: membrane.